UAGUGAUCGCAUCAAACCAAUAGAAAACAAGAUCAGAAAAAAAUGUUCCACUCAACCUGCCAAUCACCAUCUAUACUUCCUUUAAUGGAAAAGUCUGCGUAGGACAUGACACUGUUUCGCUUUGCUCUAACUCUUGGUCUUCAUCACACAUGGACAGGCUGCACAUUUUCAUAUAUGUUCUCUUGGGAGGAGGAAUCUGCCCCUGCUGUAAUCUGAAAUCCUGUUCCACUGAGCCUAUUGUGUUUGUUUUCCAGGAGUUGUAUCUUUCAGUCAUGGUUGGACCUCUGGAUCAGAGUUGGAGAUGACAGUCAGACCAGGAGAAAACAUCAGUCUCUACUGUGACUGCAAGUUAUCAACCGGAGUAUACAUCGUGUGGUACAGGAACUGCUCUCAUGAGAACCAGCCUUCUCUCGUCCUUAAAAAUGUAUGGACACUAACAAACAUUGAACGCGCACUUAAUCCUCUCCCUCGUUUCCACUUUGUGAGAAACUUUUCCUCUGAGUCCUAUGACCUGCUGAUCAUUAACACCACUGAGACCGAUGAAGGGCUCUACUACUGUGGAACUGAAACGUUUUAUGUGGAGAGUGAAAAACAAAUUAUUCGCAGACAUCUUUACACAAAUGGCAACGUCUCAACAAGAAUCCGAUUAAACUCCAGUGAGCCUGAUCACAAUGAGACUUCACAAAACUGCGGUGACUGCAAUGGUGUGUGCUGGAUGCUGCUGUUCUCUCUGUGUCCAGCUGUUGCUGCUCUGUCCUCUCUCCUCUCCUCUCUCCUGGUGUACCACCUCUGUAAGAAAGAAGCUAAAGAACCUCAAACUGAUCUGCAAACACCUCAAACAAGACAAAAUCAGGAUCAAGAUGUGUGCUUUGCUGCACUGGAAAUUCGCCCGGUGUCACAUCGACCAAAGAGGACGACAACCCAGAGUUCUGUCACCUAUUCUGCCAUCAACACUUCUAGGAUGUAAAGAGUUUGAACAACAGCACAAAGCAGAAUCUAUGACUGAUGUGUAAGAAAAUGUGCAUAAAAUACAUUUCAGUCAGAAAACUCAUGUUUUUCUUUGAUUUGUUUAUUAGAAGCAGCAUACUUUGAGUUUGGCUUCUUGGCUCGGGCCUCAUCACUCCACAGACUUACAGAGAACAUUGCAGGCGAGCCUACAGGUGCAGGCAGCAAUGUAAAGGCAGCAGCAGCAUUAGCGAGGCAGAGACAGAUAGAUCUGAGUUAUAUAGAGCGGCAGGUUUAGGAGAAUGUGUUUAGUGGGUUGUAAGAGGGACGAGGCACGUCACGUUUGAAUUCAUUGGUUCUUGAGUCGACUGCCUGAACUAGCUGCAGGCUUCGCCCCAUUUGUAGUAGUUUUAAAUUUUUCCAAGUUCAUACGUUGCAAAGUUCUCUAUAUUUACUCUCUAAAUUACUCCAUUUCUAAUUUCCUGACACCACUUAAAAAAGCUAGCUACAGUAGUACAGCAUGGUAGAUGGUAACAAUAACUUUUGUGCAAGGGUUAUUCAAAUGUGUCUGUAAUUGUUCAGACAAAAGAAUACCUACAAAUAAUCAAAUCAAUUUGAACGGCAACGAAUAUUUAAAUGUAAUUGUUGUACCAGCUAUUCCACAAGUAAAAUUGACAACUGUUCAAAUAAAAAAUGUCUGCUUACAUGUGUGGCCACCAAUGUUGUCUUUAGUUUUAUUAUUUAGUUGUAUUUGUUGUUGUUGUUUUUACAUUAUUGUUCCUCAAAGAUUAUUUAA
Messenger RNA from Trematomus bernacchii (emerald rockcod), 1741 nucleotides. RefSeq lists its product as uncharacterized. The transcript is spliced from 5 exons. Gene Ontology annotation, biological process: response to bacterium. Bases 302 to 967 code for a protein of 221 amino acids. The record is from RefSeq and is a predicted model, not a curated record. Lineage: Eukaryota; Metazoa; Chordata; Actinopteri; Perciformes; Nototheniidae.